UACUCGAGACGUAACCAGAGCUUCUUCGAACUUCCAAUUUUGACUUUCAUUUUUGACUCCUUGGUGAUACAGAAAAAAUUUUUUUUUAAUUUCGCCCAUCCCAGACCUACACUCAUUAUUUUUCCCUGUAAACAGUCCAUUUCUAAAUUUUUAUUAUUAUUUUUUCAGGAUUUAAUUUAUUCCUUUAAAUGGAUUUUGUCCAAUCUAUCGACUCUUCUUCCCGAGUAAUCCCUUCAUCUUCCGCAUUUUACAAUAAUGUUACUUCCUCUUCCACAACCAAAACCCAAACAAAUGAACAACAACGUUUGGGGGGUUCCCUUAGAAGACUCAAAACUGUUUUGGUUAUUGACAAAAAAGUACAAAAAUUUCUCAAAGUUCGAGAAAUGGCUUGUCAGGAUAUUGAGGCAGUCUCUGCUGCUUUGAACGUUAAUUUACAGUUAAUCGAUUUUGACCGAUUAGAUUUUGGAGAGUCUUCAACACUCGACAAUUUUUAUAAUGCAGACAUUGCAUUGAUUGAUUUUUCGAUAACUCAUCAACAGCCGAGCCUUUGCUACCACGUCGGUGUUCGAGAGUCAAUGGGACAAACCUAUAAUAUAAUAAUUAUGUGUUGUUCACCACCUGAUAUUCCUGAUGAUCAAAAAUGUGAAAUGCAGAUUGAAGCCUUAAAGAGAACUUUAACACAAUGUUCUUUAAUUGUCUAUUUUCUUGCCAAAGAGGACGGUGGCUCAACAUUACCCCCAGUUUUACUUUCCGCUGAUCGUUCUUCAAAAUUGGGAUGUUUUGAACGUCACGAAUUAAAAUAUCAAAAAAUGUUGAAAAAAGGACGGAGCGAUUCUUUUGGAACUUUUGCUGAUCGAAUAAAGCAAGUAUUAAAUAAUGUGACAAUUGAAGCUAAUGCCCAUGCUAGAGAAAAAUUUCUCAGUGAUUUACGCAAAGUUAGAGAUAUUGAUUCGCAUAGAGAACAAUGCAAAUUUCUUGAAAGAAUGAGGACGAGGCUGGAUAAUCCUGAUGUUCUUUCUGUUGAUACUGUUCAUCAAUUCCUUCUUUGUUUGCGUGAUACACAAGACUAUGAUGGAAUUAUAGGUAUGAUAGAUGAUUUGGAGCGUAUUGACCAGAAACAAAUAACACAUGCACAGGCUGUCCGUUUUCUUUAUGCAUUUGCUUUAAAUAGAAGAAAUAAAAAUGGGGAUCGUGAUAAGGCACUUACAACAGUUGAACAAAUUAUGGACUCUUCUGGUAAUCAAAUGGUCUCGCCUGAUGUAAUUUGUCUGGCUGGCCGUGUCUACAAAGAUAAAUUUAUUUCUAGUGGUUAUGAAGAUAAACAGGCGUUGGAUAAAGCAAUCGAAUGGUAUCGAAAGGCUUUCAAUCUUUCUCCGCUGGAAUAUAGUGGAAUUAAUUUAACAACAAUGCUUCGAGCACGUGGUGAAACCUUUGAGAAUUCUCCAGAGUUGCAACAAAUCGGUCUAGUUUUGAAUAGCCUACUUGGCCGUAAAGGAGCACUUGCUAAUUUGACAGAUUAUUGGGAUGUUGCUACAUUUUUUGAAGUGUCAGUAUUAGCAGAGGAUUACAAUAAGGCCUGCCAGGCAGCUGAGAAAAUGGCUAUGUUGAAGCCCCCUGUUUGGUUUCUCAAAUCUACAAUGGAAAAUAUUAAAUUAAUUAAUCGUUGUACUGCUACAUUGCAACUUUCACCAGUUGAACGUGACAAAAAGACAUUUCUUUUUUGGACAGAAUUUUUUAUGGAAGCAAUAGAUUCUCAAAAACCUCCAAUAAAUCAAUCCAAAAAACGUGAAAAUGUAGAUACAGAUGAUAAUGAGGAAGAGGAUGAUGAUGAAGCGACAGAAGAAGAAUUAGUUUCUACAAGUACUCGUUUCCCUGUUCUUAUUCAGGAAUUGAACAAAACGUUGACUCCAAGCUAUUUGAAUGUUAAUAGGGAUAAUAUCAUUCUCUACCACGUACUAAAAGAAAGUCAGAAAAAGCGUGAAGAUCUUAAUUUAACUGAUGGUGUUCAUCGUUGGGAAUUUAAAGCGAAUAAUAUAAAAGCUGUUAGUGCAUCAAAACGUGACGAUAGAUCAAUGUUUUUGUAUGUUUAUGAAAAUUCUGAUGAUUUUAAUUUAACUUUUCCAUCUGCAAUUCACUGUCAAAGAAUGAUAACUCAAAUUCUUGCAAUGGAUGGUGGGGCUGAACGUAAUAUUCUUGCAAGUGUCGAAACUGAUUCACUCAAAUUUGAAUAUGAAGUUGACAGUAAUCGUGAAAAAAUUGUUUUGGGACGAGGAACUUAUGGAAUUGUUUAUGCAGCAAGAGAUGUAACAUCUCAACGGUCUAUAGUUGUUAAAGAAAUUGAAGUGAAAAAUGAAGAAGAGGUGCAGCCUCUUAUGGAAGAAAUACAGUUACAUUCUACUUUGUCUCAUGACAAUAUUGUCAAGUAUUUGGGGUCAAAAUUGGAUAAACGUGAAUCUGGAAGUUUUUUUCUCAUUUUUAUGGAGCAAGUUCCUGGAGGCAGUCUAAGUUCGCUAAUUCGCUCAAAAUGGGGUCCUCUUGAUAAUCUUCAAACAAUGGCCAUUUAUGCUCGUCAAAUUCUUGAAGGAUUGAAAUAUUUACAUUCUCAAAAAAUUGUUCAUCGGGAUAUUAAAGGAGAAAAUGUUUUGGUUAACACCUAUUCUGGAUUGUGCAAAAUUUCUGAUUUUGGUACCUGCAAACGUCUUGCUGGUCUAAAUCCAGUGACUGACACGUUCAAGGGAACGUUGCAAUAUAUGGCUCCUGAAGUGAUUACUGGUGGUCAAAGGGGUUACGGACCAGCUGCUGAUAUUUGGAGUUUUGGUGCAACUCUAAUUGAAAUGGUUACUGGCAAGCCACCAUUCAUUGAAUUGGGCAUUCCUGAAGCUGCUGUCUUCAAAGUUGGUAUGCAUGGAAUGCAUCCACCAAUACCUGAACAUUUGGGGGAAUUGGCAACAAAUUUUAUUAAAAGGCAAAAAACAUCUUUAUCAAUUUUAGACUUAUUUUUUUAG
Molecule: messenger RNA, 3005 nt
Organism: Meloidogyne enterolobii
Lineage: Eukaryota; Metazoa; Nematoda; Chromadorea; Rhabditida; Meloidogynidae
Source: the annotation of a GenBank genome assembly